This is a messenger RNA of Paramormyrops kingsleyae, 8601 nucleotides long. It is a transcript of the gene lcorl, whose product is annotated as ligand dependent nuclear receptor corepressor-like. Gene Ontology annotation, biological process: regulation of transcription by RNA polymerase II. Gene Ontology annotation, cellular component: nucleus. Gene Ontology annotation, molecular function: DNA binding. The record is from RefSeq and is a predicted model, not a curated record. Lineage: Eukaryota; Metazoa; Chordata; Actinopteri; Osteoglossiformes; Mormyridae.
GGAGGGGAUGUGGGGGGAGGAAUGACAUCCACAUGCAACUCAAGUCCUGAUGUAACACCUAACAGUUUCUUCUGUUACAGAAUUUUCUGUAACUGUACUCAUAUUCAUGCAUAUGUAUUAUGAACUUGAAUCACAAAUGUACUGUUUAGAGAAGAUGUUACUAAGUGAUAAACACAAAGAAUGAGAAUAUGCCAAAACUGUGCAAUCAUUUUUGUUAACAAUAAGAUGCAUGGGUACCAGUUGUAUAUCUGUUACAUAUAACAGUGGACAUAUAUUCAAUAGUUUAAUAUUCAUAUUAGCCUUUAAAAAACAACUUGAGAAUCGGACAUAAAAUAAAAACAUUAACAUAAAAUUUACAGUGUUACACAGUAGUGUGAUCACAUCUCCUAUUAUUUCUUAUAAUGCAAGAAGAAUAAUUAGCCUGUAGCUUGGGUCACCUUUGACUAACAGCAUCUCAUGUUAAUUUGAUAAGCUCCUCCUCCGCGUGCUCGUGUGACACGUGUCAAUCAACCGAGCGUAAGAUGUAGAGUCAGGGAGUGACGUCACGCGCAGAGGUAGAGGAGAACAGGCAGAAUGGCUACCCAGUGCCGUAGCUCGAAAUGUACGGCAGAGAGAAAAGGAUUCCGGCGGGAACUCGACUCCUGGCGACACAAAUUGAUCCAUUGUGUAGGAUUUGAAAGUAUAUUAGAAGGAAUCUAUGGAACCAGGCUUCUUAGAGAUCUUAGUAUAUUUGACGACUGUGAACCAGAUGUGGUUAAUGAUUGGUCCGUGGAUGCCAGCUGUUCUUUCUGCAGUCUACAGUUAGAAAAAAUUGGGGACCAUAUUCCAGCUGUCUGUUCGCUACAGUCAACUCCAACAGAAGAAACUUCUCCUCAGGGCCAGUCAAACACUGAGAAAAUCGAAUUACAAGCUGACAAGUUUCUUCAUGCAAUCUUUCGGAAGAAAGACCUCCCUCAGAGCUGUGACCCGAACAUUCCCUUAGUUGCUCAGGAAUUAAUGAAAAGGAUGAUCCGUCAAUUUGCCAUCGAAUAUGCUUCAAAAAGUCAAAUUCAAGGAGGAAAAAAUGGGUCGUCGCUGGAUACGAAUUUAGUUUGUGACAGUCGGCAUCCCUCAGACCAAGAUGGACCACUGGACCUUACUGUGAAUCGAAACCAUCUGAAUGUUGAACAAGGUGGCGUGCUUGACCUCUCACAGAAGAAUCGUUCCAGCUCCACAUUGUCAACAUGUUCAAAUGCAUCCACUAAUCAGAACACUUCAGGCUCCCUGGCCCUGGCUGGUGGUGAGGAAGUCCACUUGGCUACAGAAGCAGAAAAGUUUCAAAUCAAGUGUACCGUCCUGCAGAUGGUCCUUUCAUCAUUCUGCCCAUGCCAUAGGAUGCUGCUUUAUCAUAUCUUAAAGUGCAUGCAUGAAGAUUACGUCAUUUCGGUCACUCCCUACGCAGAUGGCUGCAGACCUUUAUCACAGGCAGAUUCCUUGUCUUGUCAUUUGGGACAGAACUCUGAUAAAGACAUGUUUGCUUUUGCAGAUUACCAAACAUCAGAUGGAUGCUGUGUGCAUUCUUGUAGGCUGAAUUCUUGUUCUAUGACUCCUGUGUGCAUCUGCCUGAAGAAUUUGCAUUACUUCUCGUGCCAAAGGAUGGCUAUCGGUUGCAUUAACAAAGUCUGUGGUCCUAGUUCGUGUGGCAGCUAUUCUCAUCCUCAGCAAUGCACAUGCACUUAUCAGAGCCUCAGCAAGUGCACAUACAUCACUCCAGUCAGAAGUGUAGUGAGCUCUCCUUUUACUCUUCAUAAAGUCUGUGAUUCGUUUAGCCCCUGUCCUCCACCUCUGUCCCCCGUUCCAUUGGAUGUUGGUGCUAAGAAUAGCGAUACAAGCAUUAUCUGCCCUUUUGCAGAAAGCAAGUGUUUCAGCAACCAGUCGGCAUCUCUUUUUUUGCAUGAAGAGGAAGACGAUCCCCUCUUUCAUGAGUUUGAUAAAGACAAUGCUAGCACUGAAGAGACUGAAAAGCAUUCUCCUUGCGAAGACUGCACUGACUGUUGUACACGAACAGGAAAGAACUUUGAACAAAAUCAAAGUGGGAAUGUAUUACAAAAUCUAAUGGAGUGUUUCAAGCAAUUGAAACCUAUUGAACCACUGGAAAAAGAACAAAAUUCAGGACUUUCUGCCAACCAAAGCUUGGCAUGCGGCAACGGCGUUCACUUGGAGGAAAUUUUAACUACGAUUUUACACAAGGAAUCCGAUAAUGAUUGCCACCUUAAGGAGCGUUUUCAUAGGAAGCAAGAAACCUUAAAUGCAGCAAGAUCUCCUGACCUGGCCCCUUCUUGGCAUCAGUGUGUGCAAAUCAGAAGAGAUGUUAGUCUGGGUCCAUUACCCUGCAGAAGAAAGCUGGAACUUGAAACGCAGGGAAAAAUUAUUGUGAGAGAUGACUUUAAAACACAAUCUUGUGUGAAUGUAUUGCUGACAAGCCCGGAGAAGGACAAGCUUUCAGAAAGUGGAAAGAGUGAAACGACACACACUUGUGACAAUCGGGUCUCUCCACACCACACUGAACUGUUCUGUAGCAGAUUAGAAAACAAGGAAAAAUCACCUGAACACAAGGGAAAAGAUCUGAAAGGCACAAAAUGUAGGAAAGGGAACACGGAUAUAAAAAAACAAAGUUUGUCUCUUCAGCCUGUCACUGAUACAAGUAGAUCUAGGAGGAACAUUGUUCCGCCACAGAGAUUUUCUGCAUAUGUCACUGAGCCAAGAAAGAUGUACUUUGCUGCCUGUUUUUCUGAAAGCAUUUUUAAUAAAAGAGGCCAGAAAGAUACAAAAGAUAUUUGUGCUGAAAACUCCCUAUCAGACUUAGAUUUAAAUGAAUCCACAACUAAAUUGAACCUGCAGAAUGAAUUAUCUAAGACUGUGAGGCAUGCAGGGAGAUCUGGAGAAAACAUAUGUAACGAUCUGAAAUCAACAGACUUUAAUCUAUCAAAUACAUCCAGAACUAGAUCAGCAAAAAUGAGUCCGCUUCAGUUGGAAGACAACACAUCUGAUGAUAGUGAAGUCAAAGAGGGUUUCCAGAGAAGGUCAAAACGAAGAACAGUUGCUUCCUUGGUUAAAUUGAGAUCUAUAACUAAUGAUCAGAACCACCUGAACAAUUUGUCAGAAGGCAUUAACACCAUGAAAGAUGCUUUGAGUACCAAUGAAUGUUCUCUUACUCCAUAUUCAAGUCCAAUAAGACUCAUGUUUGUAUCUCCAGUUAUUAGUGAGGAGGGAAUAAAGUAUUCUCUCAAGUCAGCUAGUUCGGGCUCUGUAAGUCAACCAGAGACAUUUGAUCCUUGUGUGGAAUCAUCAUGGUGUGGACUGGCAAAGACUGAAGAAAAAUCAGUCGAGGUUGAGCCCAGACUUGCUAGAGGAGAAGAAAAUAGUCCGCAUAAAAGGCCGGUCACUACUGAUGCAUCUAGUUCAAGUGAAGAGCUUGACAUUCAAAGAGAGGCAUGCCUCCUUGUUCAUGGACUAUCACUGUCUCCUCCAAAAAGAAAGCCUGGUCGCCCCAAAAAACUCGGCCCACAAAUUGAAAAGCCAGCAAAGAGACCGAUUGGUCGACCACCUAAACAUAAGGGUGACAUUUCAAAAUGUGUUUCAAGUAAGGGCAGCCCUAAUACUGUCAAAAACAUGGCAUGCCAUUCACACGAUGAGGAUGGUGGGAGAAGAAAUAAAAACCUCAAAAUCACUGUAGUUUAUGGAAGAUCAAGGAGAAUAAGGAGGCUUGUAUCUGAAAGCAGUGGACAUUUUGGUACAGACCAACAAAUGAAAGGAUUGCAAAGUGCAUAUGGCUGUAAAACAAACAAUGAUCUGAAUGAGAAUUCUGUAAGGUCAAGUGCAAAUCUUGAGUCAUCUGCCAAACUGCUGGGUGGACCAACUGAACAUUUUGAUUUGGUCAUACCUGUAAAAAACAAACGAUCACAUUCAAGCAGAAACAUCAAAUGUACAGAACAGAAGUGUUCAGGUGCAAUGCGAAAACCAGGGAGGCCGCCAAAGGUUAAGAUAUCAGGCAUCUCUGUGACUGUAACAACAGUUUCUCCAAAAAAACGAAAUAUUUGUAUAGACAAGGAUAUGACAGAAUUGAAUAAUGAGAAACCAUUUGUCUCAAACCAUCCCAAAGAGCAAACGACAAUCAGUUUGCAGUCUGAUGCUGUUGAUGGAGAAAAAUCUGAGAAUGUACAAGGUGGAACUAUGAACCAAAAGAUUCUGGUACCACUUAGACAUUCUGUGAGAAUAAGGAAACCAUCGGUUCAUUUGCUACACUCUGUGGCUACCUCCAGGACAAUCACGCGCAGUAAUGCACUGUUACGGAGGUCUCGAAAAUUGCUUAUGAACAAAACCAGUGGUGAGUCAAACCAGUUCAAAAGUUUUGAAAAACCUUUUGUAGAAACGUCAGGUACUACAAAUUCAGAAUUGUUUUCAAGAAAUCCUUGCGGGCAGGACCUAAGCUUUUUGUCUGGAAUUUCAGUGGAUUCAAUUUUCACAUCAAAUGAACCUUUCAAAUGGUGGCAUACUUCUAUCUCAACUGAGACAUUGAAUGACGAGUUAACCAGGAGGGUUCAACUAAUGUCAGACACAUGGGUCAAAGAGUCUGUAGAAUCAAGCAACUCUUUUUCCACAGAGAAGGAGCUUAAUCUCAAAACGAGAAUGCAUCAAACAGAAAAUGAGCCUCCAAAGAAUUAUUUUUCUCCUGUAAAAAUGCUGUUUCAGACACACUGGAAUAUGGAUAAACUUUGUGCUUGGUUUAUGCAAACCACAGAGACUCAGUCUCUAGGAAUUGUAAAGAAGGCCAGUGUCCGUAAUCCCUAUGAAUUUGUCCAGUACAAUCCCAUCAGAGCCACAAGCAGAACCAAUGUUUGUCCUAGUCCUCAAGCAGAACGCCUGAGAAAGCACGUAAAAAAGUUUGCCAAAAUAGUCCCUAAGAGUCCAGCAAUGCAACUAAAAGCACAAAAGAGGAUGUUUAACGCUGGUCAGCUAAAAGUCAAGAGAAGGCUUGUUCUUCUAAGAUCAAGCACAAUUGUUAGGGGCUUUGGCCAACGACGUCUUCUGCCUAGACACAAAAUGCUAGGAAAAUACGGAUUUCUUCUCUUAAGAGUAAAAUCAAAGUUCAUGACUAGAAAGAAAUCGUGUCACGAUCGAACCUGGCCAAUGCUCAAAAGGGCAUCUGAUGCUCUUUGUGGUGAUUUACCAUCGAAAGCGUUUCGGCAGGCAUUUGCAUCUACCUUAGAGACAGAAAAUUGUUCUUUGAACAUGGAAAGAAAAGAACUCGGAGUCCAACAACCUGAAGAGACCUUGAUUGAUGUUUCCCAGGAAGAGAGAAUCUGCUCAAGAACCUGGAGCCCAGAACGACUGAAGGAAUGCAGAGUAUUCCUCAAGAAAAUCAACUCUCCGGAAACAAAAUCUGCAGCUGAAGAAUGUAAUUUUUGCACAAUUAAACUAGAUGAUGUAUCAUCAUCCGGGUACUGUUUGCCUCCAAGAACAGAAUGUGCAGAGAGACAUGUCAGAAAGGAGAUAGCACAUGUAGCUAGAACUGAAAGCAGGCCUUCCCCUAGAAUGCUGUCUUCAUACUGUCCUGAAGAAGACCAGAUUCAGUUCAGAAAUCGAAAGAAACAAAAACGAAAAAGCCAUGGCACAAGUGGAUCACAACCUCUGAAAAUGGCAAGACAAUCUUUGAUCAGCAGCUAGAAGGGAAGAAAGGAAAGCUCCAAAUAACCAGGAAACCAUCUUGGUGAGAUGCAUUCGACAAGAUAAAACUUGUUUCAGUACAAGGUGCCUUCAAAUUGUCUGCUGGUUGAGAAAUCUGACAGUAAUAUCUCAGUAAGCAUUAUGUAGCAUAAAUUAAAAUUAAGGAUAUGUUAAGGUUGCACUAUUUUGUAUUGUGUUUUUUUUUUUAAUUUCAUGUAGUUAUGUUUGUAUGCUUUUAGAGUAGCUUGUCACUUUUUUUGUUUGGAUAGUACUUUUAAAGUAUUAUUAAAAAGGUAUUCCCAUCAUAAAAGGAAAUAAAUUAGUAAUGUUUUACGGAAUGGCCAUAAUUCAUGAAGGACUUUUUUAAUAGGCGCUACAGGAAUUGCCAUAAUGGCAUACCUCAGGUUGAUCUUUAAAAAUAUUUGAGGUCUCAAACAUAUCAUUACCCGAAAAAUCAAUGUACAAAUCUGACUAUUGCUUUUGGACAUUGCAGGUUUUAAUGUAGUCUGUCUAGGUCUACACCAAUCAAGGAUUCAUUUUAGAGCAACCCUUUUAAAAUGUGCAUUAACUUUUGCCAAAAGAAAUAUGCAUGAAAUGUUCUGUUGUUGCAAAUUAUAUGAGGUAUGCAGUUUUCCCAAAAGAAUUUGGCAGUACCAUAGAACGGUUCACCUAAGUAAAUGAUUGUCAUAUGCAUCUAUAUGGGGAGGAGGGUAUUUUUGGGGGUUUAUUAUUUUUUUGUGUUUGAUUUGAAGAAUUUGCUUGAAUACUGUCAAAACUCCCCAGCCUCCGAGCAUUAACGUACUAAUGUAAGUGACACAAACAAAACCUUUGUUGCACUAUAUCAAAUCCUUCAGUAGAAACCAUAGCUUUCACUACCACCAUUCUAAUGUCUCAAGAUAUUCUAUAGGUGCAAUAUGUUUACUUAUUUAAGCCAGAUGGUGUAUCAUUUUUAUUAAAAGCUUUUAAUGUUUUUUUGAUGCCAAUAACUUUUCUAAAUGUUAGUUAUUCAUUUUGUGUUAUAACUUGGUUGACUUAUAGUUUAGAGUAAUUUCACUUGUUGUCUGCGUCUCAAUAAUAAGCCUACCUCUUUUACACAGGCAUCCUGAAAACCUCAGACAAAAAUAGCUACACUUUAGUUGAAGCCACAUUUGUGCAUAGUAUGCCUAUGGGUUCACUACUUUUACGUGAUCAUCCAUACUGUAUGCAGCUAUGAAAAUUUCCAAGCCAAUCAGCAAAAAAGUGUGGUAAACUAUUUUAAUUUAAAUCAAUGGUCAUUGUCUUUACACUACACACGUUUUUUGUUUCAUUGUAAAUGUAUCUUUUAUGAAAACUGAACCAGAUGUGAAAGAGCACUGGAAAUUAAGGGAAAAUAAUUUAAUAUAUCUUUGAAUCAUUUACUUUUAUUGCUUUAUUGGCAUAAUAUAAGCAGCUAUAACUCAUUCAGACUCGCUUUAUAUUUAGACUUCUCACAAUUUUACAUAUUUUUCUUAAUUUUUACAUCACAUGUAACACGUCAUUCAUAUGUGUUGUGCUUCUGGUCGAACAGCCCAUUUCCAUCCUAGAGGACAGUUGCCAGUUUUAUUUUCAAGGUAACAAAAGGAUUGUAUGUAAAAUGUUUAGGUUUGCUAUGUCCCUGUACAUAAUCAAUUUAAUAGAUUGCCACUGAAUUUAGUAACAUCAAUUAAAUAUAAUACAAUCAUCCAAUGACAAUUUUAAUAGACACCAAUUUAUCAGUGACUUGUUUUUUCAUGGACUACUAUAAGUUCAAUUAAAAUAUUCACCCAAACUGACUUAAACUCUACUACUUUAUUACUUUUCUGUAAAAAAAAAAAGUAGCCCAUCCAACAGUAACACCUCCAAGAAUUAGUUUAACCUCCUGAGACCCUACGUCCUCAUACAAGGACAUCAUUUUUGUUUAAAACUAUUAAUUGUUCAAAAUAAAUAAUGUUUGGUUUGUAUGAUUAUGAGGUGCUACUAAUCCCAAAUAGCUAAAGGAAAUAAAACAUGCACACCAAAAAACGGCCUGGGACUGAGGAGGUUAAAAUGAAAUUACACUGGAUUAACAUUAAAAAAAGAAACAAAUGCCAAGAAAACUGUCCUCAGAAAUGCUGUUUUUGCUUUUACCUUUUUCUGAAUGUCAAACACACAUCUGUUGCUGUUUGUGGUAGCCAACCCAAGCAUACACACAAUUGCAGUUUUAAUAAAUCAGAUGUUAAUCUGUUGAAUUGUAGUGGGUAUAGAAGUCAUUUGUCACUUUUUAAUAAACCUUCAUGAAACAUUCCGACUUGUGAAACCAUACAUUGUCAAAUCUUAGUGAAUUAUGUUACUGCAUUUGAAUAUUGCACUGUGUGUGUAUGUUUAUAUGCUAACGUGAUAGUAGUUUAAGAUGUUUUCAUUAUUCAGAAACUUCAUUCUGCCAUUUGUGGCUAAGUAAUAUCAGCUCGAAGUACGUGCUGGUUCUGUUCGAUCCAUUCAUCUUCCAACCAUGAGGAGCACAAGGCAGGAAACAGCCUGGAUGAGAUAAUAGUCUAUCACAAUGAUUCUGUUCUAGUUCAGGAGAACUUUUGUGUAGAUCUUAUUGUCAGAUAUUGACAAUGACUUAAAAUUUUAGUUUACUUUUGUUUUAUUUUAUCGUAAUCUGAAUGUAACUUGUUUAAAAUGUAAUUAGGUGGUAAAUGUAGGAUCGUCAAAGGUCAUAGCUAUUAGAAAAGUGAUUUUGUAGCUGCUGAUUUUGCUACAUGAACAUCAGGGUUUCAUGAUCACUUUAUGCCUUAAGUGGUCUAAAUGACAGCAAUCUGAUUUAAAUAAUCUGAACAUGUGCUGGGCAAGGCCCCAUGACUGUUCUGUUUUGAACUGAGUUCUUGUGCAAUAAAAUAAGGACUGAAUGAUUAGCAA